Guyanagaster necrorhizus is the source of this 910-nucleotide messenger RNA. RefSeq lists its product as uncharacterized. The transcript has 4 exons. The record is from RefSeq and is a predicted model, not a curated record. Lineage: Eukaryota; Fungi; Basidiomycota; Agaricomycetes; Agaricales; Physalacriaceae. Bases 95 to 784 code for a protein of 229 amino acids.
CGUUUCUCAGAUUCGUAAUGCGUCGACGGAACUAGGCCUUCGACAAGCUUCGCCGCCAGAUUCUAGUCCUGGGCCGCAACCCCAGAAGGAAGAAAUGUCUGACCACGAAUGGGAUUUGCGGACAGGUCGUGCCAUCGACAUUAUCCACCAGACUUUGCCAGAUUUCUUCAAGACUGGACUCGUCACGUCUAUCGACGAGGCCACAGGACAGCUGAAUUCGUCCUCUGUACUCUUGGGGAUGCAGCAUAUAUACAGUCCAAAGAUACGGCUGUCGUACACUCCACCGGUGCAGCUGCCUUCGCCCUUUCCACAGACUCUUCAUAUAGAAGGUCUUCCUCUCUACCUCGCUUCGUCGGCCUUCGUUCGACACACGCUCAGUGCAUUAUACUCGGAUCUCCAGCUCACUUUGCAAAAGUUCUCCGUUGACGGUUCGCGCGCCAGCUUGUCUGACGCCGAACCCUCUAGUCAAGUCGAGAAGAGUCGCGACAAACGCCUUACCGUCCUGUUUCGCGUAAAUGGAAUAGCGAGAGUCAGUGGGAGCGAGGGCGUGUGGGAUGUGCACUCGACAUACACGUUUUCACCACUGUCCGGCUUGAUUCACAUUCAUUCCAUCAAUUCGAUCGAACCUUCUCCUCAUCUCGCCGUAUAUGACACGUUAAGGUCCAAUCUCGGUGGUAUGUUUGGAUGGGGGGGCAAGGCGGGACCUGCAGCAUGUCGUGAUAUCGACGGAGGCUCUGAAAAAAGACCUGCAUUAGACACUUCCUCUUCAUCCCGAUCAAUAUAGCCAUGUUCAAUGCAAACCUUUCAUGUAUUGUAAUAUUUCCGUCUAUCUUUCCAUCUCUUUUACUCAUACAUAUUCAACAGAUACACGUUGUACUAUAAAUGUAGCCCAACUCAUCAUACUUGCCUC